Brienomyrus brachyistius is the source of this 4379-nucleotide messenger RNA. RefSeq names its product reversion-inducing cysteine-rich protein with Kazal motifs-like. The record is from RefSeq and is a predicted model, not a curated record. Gene Ontology annotation, biological process: extracellular matrix organization; sprouting angiogenesis; blood vessel maturation. The transcript has 21 exons. NCBI's taxonomy places the organism in Eukaryota, Metazoa, Chordata, Actinopteri, Osteoglossiformes, Mormyridae. Gene Ontology annotation, cellular component: plasma membrane. The coding region runs from base 304 to 3180 and encodes 958 amino acids. Gene Ontology annotation, molecular function: metalloendopeptidase inhibitor activity; protein binding.
AGCAACGGGAAGGGAUACGUGCUUUGCCAAGGACCAACGCCGAAGUUUUUCCCCGUUAGUUUUCUUAAAGACAGUUAUCAGUGCGCUAAAUGCCCCCCGCCCUAUAAUAAAGCGCAGCCCCCCCCCUCCUGCACAUGCUCAGUCGGCGCCGCCCGCGGAGGCCGCUUCUCCAUCUCCGCGCUCCGGCCUGCGAACCGCUACAGAGCUGGGAGCGAAGCCCCGGAGCGCCUCCCAUGGAGCUUGUCAGUGCCGCAGACGCCCCUCUAUGUUCCCCUUCACGAUGUACUUCGGGAUUUCAGUAAGAUGUUCCUGUGUUUGGAGAUGAUCUUCUUUUUCCUGGCGUUCAACACCUACGAUAUCCUCCGUGCGCAGGAUUCCUCGUGUUGUGACCAUGCAGAGGCGGUGCCCUCAGCAUGUAAGGAAGCAUGUGAUCAGCUCUCCACCAUAAAGAGCGAGUCCCGGCUGAAACAUAUGCUCCAGCUACUGCCAGACUACUGCCCAGAAUCUAUGAAUGAGCUUUGGAACUGCAUCAAUGCUUCUCUACCAGGGGCGUCCAAAAAAUCUGACGGAUGGGUGGGUCUCGGAUGCUGUGAGCUGGCCAUUUCUGCUGAGUGCCGUCAAAACUGCAAGCUGGCAUCAUCCAGGAAUGACAUCACAAAAGUAUGCAAGAAGGACUCCGAGAAACCACUUUACAACUGUAUCACCAAGAAUGAGAUGGGCUCGGUGUGUUGCAGCUAUGCCGGACGACACACUAACUGCCGGGAGUACUGCCAAGCCAUCUUCCGCACAGACUCGUCCCCCAGCGGCUCCCAGAUCAACGCCAUCCUCAGCUACUGCCAGAGCGUCAGUCCCCAGCUGAUCAGCUGUGUGGGCAACUACACCAAGUCUUACCCAAUCAGGAGCCCCGUGGACAGCCUGUACUGCUGCGACCGCGCCGAGGACUCGCACUGCCAGAGUGCCUGCCGCCACAUCCUGCGCACGCGCACCACCGAGCAGGAGAUCAUCGACGAGCUGAUUGCCGAGUGCGACCGCCAGCCGCUGCCGCAAGACCCGCUCUGGCAAUGCUUCCUAGGGAACGCGCACGCCCCCCAGCCCAGCCAUCCUGACACCUCCCCCACUGCCAAAAUGGACUGCGCCAAGCUACACUGCUGCUCCAAAGCCAACACCUCGGUGUGCAGGGAGAUGUGUCACCACAGUAGCACCAACUGGCGUAUGCAGACCAUGCAGGAGUUCGACCAGCUGUGCGAGUAUAACCCUGUGGAGGCUGAGCUGGUCAGCUGCCUGGCCGACGUCCGGGAGCCAUGCCAGCUGGGCUGCAAGGACCUCAGCUACUGCACCAACUUCAACAACAGGCCAGUGGAGCUGUUCCGCAGCUGCAACACGCAGGCAGACCAGGGCGCCAUGAACGACAUCAAGCUGUGGGAGAAGGGCAGCAUUCAGAUGCCGCAUAUGAGCAUCCCGGUGCGGGACAUCGGCAAGUGCCAGCCAGACAUGUGGAAGGCAGUGGCCUGCUCACUGCAGAUCAAGCCCUGUUACAGCAAGUCCCGCGGCAGUGUCAUCUGCAGGUCUGACUGUGUGGAGAUCCUCACCCAGUGUGGAGACCACAGCAGGUUCCGUGAGGGCCAGACUCCAGAGAGCAUCUGCGAUAUGCUGUCCCCUACUGACGACCCAGACCGUUGCAUCCCACUGGAGAAAUACCUUACCCCCAGUGCCCUGGGCGACAUCACACAGGAAGUGAUUCACCCCUGCAAUCCAAACCCCUGUCCCAGCCACCAGCUGUGUGAGGUCAACAGGAAGGGCUGCCAGCCAGGCCAAGACUGUCUUCCCUACUUCUGUGUUCCAGGCUGCAAGCUGGGUGAGGCUUCAGAGCUCCUGGUGCACAUGGACUCCCUGAUCCAGGUACCAGUGCCAAGCGGUAAGGCCGGUUGCUACGAGGUGUGCUCCUGUGGCCAGAGCGGCCGGCUGGAGAACUGUGCCGACAUGCCCUGUGUGGACAUCUCCAAGACCUGCGUCGUGGGAGGCCAGAGGAAAAGUCAUGGCUCUGUCUUCAAGGUGGACUGCCAACUGUGCUCCUGCUUUGCUGGGACGCCCAUCUGCUCCACACGCCAGUGCCUGAGCUUGCUGAGCUCGGAGGAGGACCGGCAGCACUUCACUGGUCUUCCCUGCAGCUGCCCAGACCAGUUUGUACCGGUGUGCGCCCAAAACGGGCGGACCUACCCCAGCGCCUGUGUGGCACGCUGCAUGGGCAUGCAGGACCAGCAUUUCAGCUUCGGCACCUGCAGGAGCAGGGAUCCAUGCAUGCCUAAUCCCUGCUCCAAGAAUCAAAGGUGUACCCCAAGCCGCAAGGUCUGCCUCAGUAGCACCAGUAGCUCCCCCUGCAGGCAGUACGAGUGCCAGGCUCGUUCCCUCACUUGUGACAAGAACCAGUUGGACCCAGUGUGUGACAGCACCAACACGGAGCACCCCAACCUCUGCUUGCUCUACCAAAGAGGAAAGACACUGUCCUACAUGGGCCCCUGCCAGGAUGCUUGCAGGAGCCGCAGGCCAGUGUGCGGCCAUAAUGGCGAGACCUAUGGCACGGUGUGUGAGGCCUACUCAGACCGCGCGGCGGUGGACUACGCCGGGCCGUGCCACGCCGUGGGCUCCGUGUCCGAGUUCGGCGGCGAGUCUGGCUGCGAUGCUGUUCUUUGCCCGCCCCUGCCUAGGAGAGGGUGUCAGCCCGUCAGGCCGCCAGGAGCCUGCUGUCCUCUAUGUGCUGGGAUGUUGCAGAUCCUGUGGAAUAAAGAGCAAAUGAAUGUUUUUCCUGAGUUGAAUCACAACCGGCCCAUGACAGUGCAUGACGUCCUGCGCAUCCUGCGACUGCACGUCUCUGUGCCCCAGUGUGACAUCUUUGGCUACCUGAGCAUCGACUCGGCCAUCGUGGUACUGAUUGUGCCUGUGGACUACCAGCCCACAUCUCUGCAGAUCGAGGCAUGUAACAAGGAGGCAGAGAAGAUUGACUCACUCAUCAACUUUGGUAGCCCCACCCUGGUGUCCCGCGUGCCCCUCUCCGCCUUCGUCAUGUCCGAGGUCAAGGUCUCCGCCAUCAGCCAGGCCACGCGCCCCACCCCGGGUUCCCCACCCAUCCAGCUGCUUGUCUGCGCACUCCUGGCUCUCCUGCUCACUCUGUGGGCCCCCUAGCUGCUUCUGCCCCCUUCCCCCCUCCCCCGCGUCCCAGUAUCAGGGCCUCAGCACAGCAGUGCUCCAUGAACUGCACCAUGGGAAUUUCCUGACAAUCACGCUCCGUCCCUGCCAGGCUGCGAGGAAGAGACCGCGUUCCAGAACGUUCACUGCCGCCACCUUCUGCUGGAGCCCCUCCAGCUGCGGAGACUGAGGGGGCGGCCUGGCUGUUUCUGCUGAGGGUGUGACGGCUCAGCAGUUAGACCAGGUGGCUCAGACUCCUGGGCACACAUUUGCUGUGACACCGGGCUGGCUGGCAUGCCCAUCAGUCCUGCCAGUGCCCCCACCCCCCCCAGACCUGCCAGUGCCCCCGCCCUCUAAGGCCUCCACAUUUUUAGCUUGCAGAUCCACGCCGCAUGCGUCCAAAAUACUGGCGGCAGCGAGAUCAGUGCAGAGAAGUAGCCGCACUGCCGCCUGUAAACUAACGUGGGAAAAAGGGAUGACUUGUGUACCUCGGCGUAAAUAAAUAAUCUUGUUCUCGCUAAAUGAAGAACAAUAGCCAUGCUAAUGAUUAUGACAAUCGAUGCUCGUGGGCAAUGCUGGCUCAUGGGUCCUUUGGACAUUAUAUCACAGUAUAAGUAAAAUUCUUAUAUAAUGUAAUACAGUCAUUUUAAUGUUUGAGGGAAUCUUUAUGUUUGUGUGUUGGCGAAAUCAGGGUAGGGCUCUCCUGGCCUUCAGCUAAGGGAGCGAGAUCACCGUGCCGACCGUAAUUACUCUUGCGUCUUGACAUUUACAAAGUGUUUCAUCUCAGAAUAUAAGUCAGUGGGGUUCGCUCCUCGCGUCUGAGUGCCUUUGCUUCCUCUGUCACAAGAAGUGUUUCCAGUGUCUCAGUAUUAUUGUGCUGGGGGGCGGGGGGGGGCUCGGGGAGCAGCAGGUUUAACGUACUUCCUGCGUCUGAUGCCAUCACCUCUGACGCUUUCAGGGCCUCUGCAGAAUGCGUCCUUUUUAAAUUUGUCAUUGUUAUGUUUCUGUCUUUUGUUGCAUUUUAUAUUUUUCUUUAUUUUCUCUACAAAACAUGUAGUAAAAACAAAUGUAGGCACUUACGCAUAAACUACAGUGUAUUUCUUUGUGAUUUAGUACAAAUGCAAGCGUUUGUAAUUUCUUAAAAUGCCAAGAAAAUGCAUAUUUUAUAAAUUUUUAAAUUACAAGUGUCAAAAGGA